GCAAGGAAGAAGAGAUUGGACAAAUGUUGAAAUUUGUUUGAAAAAGGAAGAAGAAAGAGACAAGAUCCCAGAAAAGCGUGCCUACGCCAGUUCCUGUCGUACGGCUCUUUCAUCGUCCAUCCUUUUCCUCCCCUUUCCUUCGCUUUCCUUUUCUUCUGACUCACACCUCUUCUUUUUCCUUUCUUCCUCACUCUCCUAUUUCGUAAACUCGUGAGAAGUUGAGUUCAGUUUACUAUUGAAGCUGAAGAGAGGCUGGAGGAAGAGGAUGUUUCCGAGACUAAUACACCCUCAUGAAAGCAUAAUCGAAGAUUUGGAGGGUGCUUCGAACCACAACAAUCACAAGGGCGACCCGUGUCUGGUUUUGACCGCCGAUCCCAAGCCUCGCCUCCGGUGGACCCAGGACCUCCACGAACGAUUCGUCGAUGCUGUCACCCAGCUCGGGGGUGCCAGUAAAGCUACACCAAAAGCAAUCAUGCGGACCAUGAAUGUCAAGGGUUUGACUCUCUUUCAUUUAAAGAGCCAUCUUCAGAAAUACAGACUUGGUAAACAAUCAGGGAAAGAUAUGGGUGAAGGAUGCAAAGAUGGGAUGUCAGGCUCUUAUCUUCUAGAAAGCCCGAGCACUGAUAACAACUCUCCAAAGUUGCCAACUUCUGAUGCAAAUGAGGGUCAUGAGAUCAAAGAGGCGUUAAGAAUUCAGAUGGAAGUGCAGAGUAAACUUCAUUUGCAAGUAGAGGCAGAGAAGCACUUGCAGAUUCGCCAGGAUGCAGAGCGGCGGUACAUGGCCAUGCUUGAAAGAGCUUGCAAGAUGCUGGCUGAUCAAUUUAUCAGUGCGACAAUUAUAGAGCCAGACAGCCAAAAAGUUCAAGAUCUUGGAAGUAAAGCACCAAGAGGUUCCCUGCUUGAUUCUCUAGGAUUCUACUCCUUACCAUCUGCCGAGGUGGCUGGAGUGCAUGUUCCGGAGGGAAAAAUCAUGCCUAAUUUCGAGCGUCCUAGGACUGGCUGUUCCACGGAAAGUUGCCUAACAUCACAUGAGAGUUCUAAUGGGCUGGCUUCAGAAGGAUCUCCAGAUGGACUUAAAAAGAGGAUGCUGAGCGUGGACCCUGUGGCCCCACCAUUUAUCUGGAAUGAAGCCAAAAUUAGAGUUCAAGACAUCAAUGUAGCCCAAGGUAAUCUUCAUGGAAUAACCAGGUAUGGCAUGUAGGGAUGGAAGGUCUGUUUCAUGGUUCAUCCUGUGAUGAUAAAAACAGACCUUUGCGGUGUUCAUUCCUUUUUAUGUGAUAAGUAGUUUAAUUCUGAUCUGUUCUUGUCUGGUGUGCUGGUGGGGACAGAAGUGGAAUCAAAUUAGCCCAAUUUGUAAAUUCAAAUUGCUCAAAUCUUGCUCUAUUGCUUUCUUGCUAAUGGAUUCCUUUGUCGCUUAUUGCAUCAUGUUGGAUAAAGAGCCACUUUCUCUGAUAUAUAUUGUUUAAAGUAGCUUUCAA
This is a messenger RNA of Neltuma alba, 1478 nucleotides long. RefSeq names its product protein PHR1-LIKE 2-like. Bases 266 to 1201 code for a protein of 311 amino acids. Gene Ontology annotation, molecular function: DNA-binding transcription factor activity; DNA binding. NCBI's taxonomy places the organism in Eukaryota, Viridiplantae, Streptophyta, Magnoliopsida, Fabales, Fabaceae. The transcript has 6 exons. The record is from RefSeq and is a predicted model, not a curated record.